Molecule: messenger RNA, 1078 nt
Organism: Cornus florida
Lineage: Eukaryota; Viridiplantae; Streptophyta; Magnoliopsida; Cornales; Cornaceae
Exons: 2
Coding region: 7-519 (170 amino acids)
Source: RefSeq, a predicted model, not a curated record
UGAUCCAUGGCCGUCUCCAGUCCCCUUGCAAGCAGGGCAACCGGUUCAACCCUCUUCUUCACAAAUCUACUCCGUCUGAACCGUUCACCGCCGAUGGCCGUCUCCACUCGAUACCUCGUCGCUCGUUCUAUCCGCACCGGAGAUCCGCCCAACGGCCCCGACGAAGAAACGGUCAAACGAAGUCUUGAGUAUUUUGAGCUGUUGGAGAGCACAAAACACCCAUUCAUCAGAGAGGGACCACCAAGCCCCUUCUUCGGUUUGGUGCAGGGAGAUAAGGCCUAUACGAGAGUAGACAUGCCCGGCGUUGGAAAGGAGGGUCUCAAGUUCUGGCAGGAAAAAAACUACUUUGUAUUCCAAGGAGUAGAGAGCAUUGAUGAAGAUGAAGAUGAAGAUGAGGAGGAGGUGGAAAAGAGAGUGUAUUCCGAAAAGGUUUACUUUCCGGCGAAUGUGGUCAAAGAUAGUAUCAAUGUCGUCAUACAAAACGGUGUCCUCCGCAUUGUCUUCCGUUUUAAUCGUUGAUCCCUAUUAAUUCACUCGUCCAAAUGCUCAGUUCACCUCUUUUCUUGAUAUAUAUAUAAACACUAGAGUAUGAGGCUAUGAGCUGUGGGUUUGUUUUGUUUGGGCUUCUGUAUUACUUAGUAUAUAAUGAUGACUAUGACUAUUCAGAAUUAAUGGAAUACCAUGGAGUAUUAAUUAGUUUUUUCUGAUUCCAACUAAUACUGUAUUUAAUAGCCAGUGAGAUUUAUCUUUUCUUACAUUUUUUUUUUCUUUAUUAUCUUUGUGGGUUGUGAAGAUAGAAAUGCAUUGUUUGUUUAAUGACAAUUUUUUCUGUGGGAAAUUUGAAAAUGAACCAGUGUUUGCUUAGCGGACCUGGUUCCAAGGAGUAAAUAAAAUUUCUCGUUUACUAUGAGUACUUAUGGUUCUCAACAUCUUAUUUCCUUUUCUUCUACCCUUUUUAAUUACUUCAAAUUACACUUUCUUCAUAAUAAGAAAAGCUCUAUUUUUUUUUUUUUAAUUUUAUUAACUCAAUUUGUUUUUUUAUUUGAAAAUGAUUAAUUAACAGUAAAUAAUGGUCAAA